AGCAUGGGGGCGGUGGCUGCUCCGCUACGGCCGCCAUCACCAUCCGUCCCAUCCUAUAGUAAACUCCGAAGCAGCAGUCCCCAAUCUGUCUCCAUGUGUGUUAGUUAGGACCGUGUUUUACCGGUGCUUGCUACUCCAAGCUGGUAGUAACACCGACAUUUCUGCCUUGCCCGCUCUCUGCGAUGCCCUAGCAUCAGCUCCCGAUACCGUCGCACUUCCCUCGUUCCUUUCUUCUCUCCGUCUUUUUCCCCGCUAUUCUUUCCCACCGGCCUGUCUCCUUAAGUGUGUUUUGCUUCUGUGCGUCCGAGAACGCGUACGCGAAUGAAAAGAAUCGGUAGAGAAGAAGGAGAAGGCGGCGGUGGAGGAGGAGGAGGAGACGGCAAAAGAAGAGCAGCGUAUCGCUUUCUGCACGGCCCGUUUCCAAGGAUAUAACCGGUGCGCGCUCUCUUCCUCUAUUUUUCGAGGUUCCCUUCGUUUAUCCCGGUUCACGAGAAGUGUAUAGUGUGAUUAGUUGGGAAGUAGCCAGUGCACUACAUCGUAUAAUUCGUUCCUCGACAUAUACGCACGCCUUAUCCGCGUCGUCGGGCGAUCCCUUAAGACCGAACGAGAAGAACACAGAUCGACACGAGAGAUGAUCGUCAGGGAGGCUCUUUGUGCGGACAGGAAUUGAACCGCUCUUUCGGACGAGCGACGCGGAAUCGAACGAAUGUACAUGCAAAUGGGCCGUAUAUCGAGACGCGGCAAAGAAACGAGAUUUAUUACCCCUUUCGUUUGAAGAAUCCUUGGAGUCCUUGAAAUUCUCGCGAUCAUCCUCGGCUUGGCAUACCAGCAGCGGACGUCGAAAAUCCAACGAGCUUGAGACGCGUCCCACCCAAUCGGUCCUCUCGAAUCAUCGUCGUGGAAUCGUCACUUAUCGGACGAGGGGAACGAAGGAACGGACGAACUAUCCGUGGACCUCAGCGCUGCCGCCCGCUGGAAUUUCUCCUGUCGUCGUCUGCACAUAACCUCACUCCCUUGUCUCUUGGCCGCUCUCUCUUCUCCGUCUCUCGCCUCUCUAACCCUGUUAUCAUUCUGUCUCUUCUUCUCUGUCUUCCUCGUCCAAUACUUGGCUCGCUCGUCUAUUUCGCAUCGAAGAAGAAACGUGAUCAACAUUCCCGUGUUUCGUUGAACUCUACGUGCGCGCGAGUGACACGGCUGCUUUUAAUGUUCACCGCGGCGAGUGCACGUUCACCGGCGCGUGGAUAUCCGGAGUCCGAGAGUCGAUUGUCGGUGACCAAGAAGACGCAACGGUGAAACUUGUACGAUCACGGCACACGGUGUCCGAUCGUCGUUGCUCGUAACCAUUAAGCAAUCGAAGAAAAGGAACAAGAGAGCAACGAUGGUCAGCCGCGCACUGAAACGUCGCUGGACGUGAACUUCGUCUCGUCGUCCAACGCACAAGUACGCGACGCAUCGCGCGCUGGGCAUUUUCUCUAUCGCCCAAUUAAACAACCAUCGUUGCCACGAUCGAACGGUGUUGGGGUCCGUUGUUUCGUAUCGAUGCUCCCAAACGCGGGAACGAGCGUUUAUCGUUACUUCGUACCGACGACGUAUUUAUCGAACGAUUCGAAAGAGAAACGGGGAGGAAGAGUGCAACCAUGCGUCGCUGUACCUUGAAACGUCACAGAUCACGCUGGACGAACUCUUGAGCGGAAUCACGAGACGCGCUGCUGCGGCUGUCGAAGCAUUCAACCUGGCGGAUUCGUCGAAGAGACGCAAGACGUACCUCGGGGAGCACUGGCUCGCGCUCACGCGAAUAUGAGCAUGACUCUCGUCCGAAAUACGUUUAAAGGUUGCAGCGAGGACGAGGCAGCAGGUGUCGUGAACGCGGAGGUGGGCGGAGGUUGCGCGGCCGGGGCGCCAACCACAGGAAGUGCCACUGGAGGUGGUAGCGGGCCAGGUAGCGAAACUGGUGGUGGUGGUGGUGGUGGUGGUGGUGGUGGUGGCGGUGGUGGUGGUGGUGGUGGUGGUGGCGGAGCUAGAACAGGAGGCGGUGGUGGCCGCAGCGGCGGCGGUAAGGGCGGAUCGACGAAACAGGGUGGCGAGAGGUGUCCCCAGUGCGGCAUCCUCUGUCGGGACGUCCACAUCCUUCAGCUCCAUCUCGAGGACACGCACAAGACCACCUACGCCAUCGACAAGAACGAUCUCAACGCUCAAUUCCCCCAAGUGUCCUGCAAGGUGUGCAGCAAGACCUUUGCUAACGUCUACCGACUCCAGAGGCACAUGAUCAGCCAUGAUGAGAGUGCCGUGCUUCGUAAGUUUAAGUGUCCCCAUUGCGAGAAAGCCUUCAAGUUUAAGCAUCACCUCAAGGAACACCUCCGCAUCCAUAGCGGUGAAAAGCCAUUCCAAUGCAACAACUGCGGGAAACGUUUCUCUCAUUCGGGAUCGUACUCGAGCCACAUGACGUCCAAGAAGUGUCUGAUCGUGAACUUAAAGAAAUCCAGGCACACGAACGUGAGCAACGUGGAACGCGGCCCGAAAAAGGCGCAACAAUCUCUGCCGCCUGGACGACGCGAGGUCGAUCUUCUCGCGGCGAACAAUAACACUUUCCUCCCUAUUCUGCCCAAGCUUUCACCCUCGGAUUAUCAGGAGAUACAACGGGAAGGGGCGGGUAUUUACGAUAUGCCGACCCUUCUGCCUCAAAUAAUGGGCUUCGGUAGUUACUUCCUCCAAACGUCCCUGGGCAAGAUCCUAAAUCAGCUACAUUCCAAGAGAUUGGACGAAGUAGCCGAGCAAUUCGAGUCUCAUCGGGAACUUAUGAGCCCGUCGACCGCGGACUCCGAGGGAACGGAAGGCACGGAGGGCAAGGAAUCCCCGGCGCCCAGCGAUCCCCAAGGUUUGGACGCGGUUCGACGGAUCUUGGAAACGGUGAACACCUCGGUGACGAAGCAACUGUUGGAGGCGAACGUACGGAAACUGUCCACUUCACCGGCGACGACGAGACGCGAGUUCGACGAGGAUUAUCAAGAUCAAGACAGCGAGAUGUCUAGCGAGAUGACACACUGCCCGGACUGGUCAGCGACGGAUCAAUACGAUUCUCAGAGCGAAGGUUUAGCGGCGAAGUUGGAGGACGUGAAUCAACCGUCCACGAAAUCGGGCUACAAGAGGAAAGUCGAGGACAGCUCGGAGCCGGAGUUCGAGGACGAGGAGGACGGGUCGCAGACGCAUAACGAUAACGAAAGGAGAGUGAGAGCCAGGUCGUUGAUCGACGACGAGCAAUUGGCUGUCCUGAAGGGGUACUAUGCAAUUAAUCCACGGCCCAAAAAGGAGGAGAUCAUCAUGAUCGCGAAUUACAUCAACUUUCCCACCCGCGUCGUUCAGGUUUGGUUCCAAAAUUCCCGGGCGAGAGAUCGACGGGAGUCGAAGAUACCGGCCUUGGUACCGUUGAGUAAUCCAGUUAGUCAGACCGUCAUCGAGCAACCGCUUGAUUUGUCCAAGAAGGAAGCCCUCACACAGUCAACGUGCAAGGAAACCGACACCACCAGCCCGGCCAAAGUCGCGUCGUCGCCUCCGGGUGAACAGAAGAACGAUAAUCCGGACGCGGACGACCUGGAGGACUCGCCUCUCGUUAUAGACGAGGAAACCACCGACUCCGUGGAAACGAAACGCGUGGCUCCCGUCGCGAGCGAGACCGUUCCAAAGAGUCAACCUCAGGCAAACGUGAAGAACGAGAGCGACAACGCGAGUCAACCGGAGGCUCCGCCGGCGGCAGAUAUCGAGCAGGGUGUCUACUUCUGUGAUCGGUGUGACAAGACAUUCUCCAAGCACAGUUCCCUAGCUAGACACAAAUACGAACAUUCCGGGCAAAGGCCGUACAAAUGCGUGGAGUGCCCAAGGGCGUUCAAGCACAAGCAUCAUUUGACCGAACACAAGCGACUACACAGCGGCGAAAAGCCCUUCCAGUGCUCCAAGUGCCUAAAGCGCUUCUCUCACUCCGGCUCCUACAGCCAGCACAUGAAUCAUCGUUACUCUUACUGCAAACCGUAUAGAGAAUAGAAGUAUUCCGCUAGUUGAAAACAAACCAAGACUCGUUGGGCUUAAGUUAAGUAUGCAUUGGUCCUUUUCACUUCCACGGCAGGAUUCGUCGUUUUUAAGUUCGAAGAAAUAUAUACCUCGCGUUUCGCCGCGGGAACACGAUUACUUUGGGGGGGUGGGGGGGAUAGGGGGAGGGGGGUCAUAUAAAGAUCUAUAAUAAUGAUUUAUUCGCGGGCGCCAGUGAAAGAAAGAAUGGAAAAGAUUUCGACGAAUCCGCGCGGUCUGGCGCUGCGUGAAACGCGGCGACGAAGAAUUAGCCGAGGCAUAUAAAGUAAUAUAUUUAGCUGGACGCUCGAAGCCACGGAAACGGAAACGCCGGGCGGACGAAUGCGAUCUCGACGCGAUUACGGUGACCAAGGACGAGCGUUUGAGAAGAGAAGUGGCGAGGGACGAAAACGUUGUCCGACUUUCUUUUCAAAUCCGUUCUCGCGCCGCGGGAAAACGAAGAAACGAAAGAAAGAAAGAAAGAAAAAAAGAAAACCAAUUCGCGACGACCUCGAGUCGACGAGUAUAAACCAAACAAUACGCAACGGUACCAAAAAUGCAUAAUGCAAUAAUCUAUUAUAUAUUAUAUAUAAUAUACAUAAUAUUUUAGUAUUUUUAUUAACAAGAUUAUUAUAUAUACCAUGACAAUAAUAAGGAAACUAAUUAACGUACAAAUUUGUUAGCCACGUUCGCAACGGGGCACGCGAUAUUCUCAGUCGCGACGCGCAAACUGGCGAAGGGAUGUAUAAACGCGAUAUAACGGAGCUCGUUUUUUUUUCGAGAGUUUUGGGCGUGCAAUCGGAUAUUCGGACGAAUAGAAAACGAGACAGCGGCGGAUCAUGCAUUCGUAAAGGGCUUCUAAACCCAAAACGCGGUUUAGGAGCCCCGUUAGGAGUAGCCUUACAGUGAAAGAAGCAAAUGAAAAAAAAACUAAAAAAGAAGCAUAAAAGACUUACCGAUUAAAAGUACCUUUCGUUCUUCAGAGAUCGUUCGAUCGAAAUUCAAUUCUGAUCUUUUUUUUUUCUUCACGGUGUGAGGAUUCUGGAUGAUCCAUGGCCACCGAACGAAGAAUGCGUCUGAAACAUAAAUCGCCAAACAAGAGCUUAAAACGUAAAUUCCGAUGAUUCGCUGAGAACGAAAAUAUAAAACAAAAAAAAAAUAAGAACAAACUAGAAUCCUUAAAUUGUCCAGGCGUCUCUCGCGAUCGAGUGGUUUUUUUUUGCGCUCGAUCGAAACGAGAUUCGGCCGAGUUACGAUUCCACGUAGCGUCGAGGUGUUUCUGGGCCUUAUGUGUCGGUGAUCGAUGCCAUAAGAGUAUCUUUCGAUCAUUGUGUACUUACUUCGAAUUCCGAGUCGACGCAUCGUCGGCAUUCCCAUAACGUGGCAGGUGUUACGCGACAGAUUCAAAUUUCAGUUUAAACUCUAUCCAACAGUAGCUCUCAUUACAGUGCCAUAAUUUUCUAAUCGUGGAGUAGUUACCCAUACCCUGAAAACAAAAACAGUCACAUUGUUACUGAAGCGUUUAUUUUGUUCCUGUUGUAUCAGCAACGUAAACGAAGUGUCAUCCUUUUUUGUAAUUAAGGAAAUUGGUACUAAGUAGGAGGCCCGUGAAAUUUAUAUUGCAAUUGAAUCGCUGCGUAUCAUCGUUCACGACGAGAGAGAAAAAGAGUGACGCGUCCAAGAAAAGAAAA
Messenger RNA from Colletes gigas, 5750 nucleotides. RefSeq names its product zinc finger protein 1 (gene zfh1). The record is from RefSeq and is a predicted model, not a curated record. The transcript has 9 exons. NCBI's taxonomy places the organism in Eukaryota, Metazoa, Arthropoda, Insecta, Hymenoptera, Colletidae. The coding region runs from base 1798 to 4035 and encodes 745 amino acids. Gene Ontology annotation, molecular function: DNA-binding transcription factor activity, RNA polymerase II-specific; RNA polymerase II cis-regulatory region sequence-specific DNA binding. Gene Ontology annotation, biological process: regulation of transcription by RNA polymerase II; anatomical structure development.